Erythranthe guttata (spotted monkey flower) is the source of this 1415-nucleotide messenger RNA. It is a transcript of the gene ABCI11, whose product is annotated as non-intrinsic ABC protein 14. NCBI's taxonomy places the organism in Eukaryota, Viridiplantae, Streptophyta, Magnoliopsida, Lamiales, Phrymaceae. Gene Ontology annotation, biological process: transmembrane transport. Gene Ontology annotation, cellular component: membrane; chloroplast envelope. The record is from RefSeq and is a predicted model, not a curated record. Gene Ontology annotation, molecular function: ATP binding; ATPase-coupled transmembrane transporter activity; ATP hydrolysis activity.
AGUAGAAAUUCCAACACAAACGGUGCAGUUUUAAUUCCCACACUUGUAAACCAGUAAUGGCGACUGCUCGGAUUCCGUCGGCGUCUUUACUUGGUUCGAAGCCGCCAGUAGGCCGAUCAUCUUCCAUCGUCUCGUCUCCAUCUCGCUUCAGCCUGAAUUCAAAAACCUUUCGAGCGCGGCGAAUCGCAUGUGAUUACUCUUGCUUCGAAAUAAAGGGAGUCACCUAUCGACCUCCAGGGACCGAGGGUGAUCUUUUAAAUGGAAUUAGUUUGUCACUUCCAGAGAACAGUUUCGGACUGAUCUUUGGACGAAGUGGAAGCGGGAAAACUACUCUAUUGCAGCUGAUUGCAGGAUUAAGUAAACCAACAUCAGGUUCAAUCUACAUACAAAGAUACGAUGAUGAUGGUCAUCCAAAUCAGGCACCGGAAUUAUUGCAACCCAGAAGAGUUGGUAUUGUUUUCCAGUUCCCUGAAAGUUGGUCUAGGUUUUUUAUUGCAGACAAUGUUCUCGAUGAAAUAAUAUUUGGGUGGCCCCGACAAAGAGCUGGCCUGCAAGUGAGAGAGCUUCUCGCUUCAAGACUCCAGAAAGCUAUGACAUCGGUUGGUCUAACUGGAAUCUCUUUGGACAAAGAUCCCCAAUCUCUAAGUGGUGGAUACAAAAGACGGCUUGCCCUAGCAAUUCAGUUGGUGCAAACUCCAGACCUGCUGGUAUUGGAUGAGCCUCUUGCUGGUCUAGAUUGGAAGGCCCGCGCAGAUGUUGUUAAGUUGUUGAAAGACCUGAAGAAAGAGUUGACAUUGCUUGUUGUCAGCCAUGACCUUAAGGAGUUGGCAUCACUGGUAGACCAGUCAUGGAGGAUGGAAAUGGGUGGAGUAUUGAAGAGUGAAAGCCUUCCUGUUUGAUUUCAUAUUUCUCGCUACCUAAUUUACUAACGACGCUGCAAUUAAGGUGAACAGAACCAAAAGUUACAUCAGACUUUCUUCCACAUGGUACGAAGCUGGAAAGUCUGAUUCAUCUACAUGUCAACUUGGCAAAUUGCAUGCAGAAAAAUAACCGAGUGACUGUUGUGAAAACUAAAGCAAAUUGCACAGCUGUGAGAAUUUGUUAGUACUAAAGUUAUGUUGCAUUGAAAACUAACUUUCGGCUGAUAAAGACAGGUCCUGCUGUACCCAUGCUUCAAGAGGUACGUAUUUUUAUUUGUUGGUUUUGGCUUCUCUUGAUUCUUUGUAUUAAAUUUUGUUGGAUUAUCUUGUUAUGGUAACCAUCACAUGAAAGUUUUCUUGCAAGUAGAAUGGGAAUAUGGAAACUUUGUUCUGCUUAUAUUGCUGUUUAUGUUGAUUGCACAGUACAGUGCUUGAACUAAAUAGUUUAAUCUACCUAUAUGAAAUGAUAUUAUUUUAUUUUCUUAAUGUUUCUUC